This is a messenger RNA of Perca flavescens (yellow perch), 1652 nucleotides long. RefSeq names its product hexokinase-2-like. The coding region runs from base 33 to 1187 and encodes 384 amino acids. Gene Ontology annotation, cellular component: mitochondrion; cytosol. Lineage: Eukaryota; Metazoa; Chordata; Actinopteri; Perciformes; Percidae. The transcript is spliced from 9 exons. Gene Ontology annotation, biological process: glycolytic process; glucose metabolic process; glucose 6-phosphate metabolic process. The record is from RefSeq and is a predicted model, not a curated record. Gene Ontology annotation, molecular function: glucokinase activity; fructokinase activity; ATP binding.
CAGAGCUGACAGAGCAAGGCGACUUCCUGGCGAUGGAUCUCGGUGGAACAAACUUGCGAAUCCUUCGCGUCCGUGUGGUGGACGGGAAUCUGGAAGUGCUGAACGCUGAGAGCACUCCCAUCACGACGGAAAUUAAGCAAGGAACUGGAGAACGGUUGUUCGACCACAUCGCCGCCCGUCUCGGUGAUUUCCCCGUCCCUCAGGAUCUGCAGGGAGAAACUCUUCCUCUGGGCUUCGCCUUCUCCUUCCCCUGCGAACAAAACCAAAUAGACCAGAGCAUCCUGAUCCGCUGGACCAAAGGCUUCAACUGCUCCAGAGUGGAGGGCAAAGAUGUGGUGACGUUACUGAGAGAGGCCAUUCAAAGGACAAGAAAUAUGAACUAUAAUAUAGGCCCAGUUGUCAUAGUGAACGACACAGUGGGCGCGAUGAUGAGCUGCGGCUACAACAACCCGAGCUGCGAGAUCGGCAUGAUCAUAGGGACGGGAACCAACGCCUGCUACAUGGAGGAGAUGAGGAACGUGAGGCGUGUGGAGGGUGAGGAAGGGCGGAUGUGCAUCAACACGGAGUGGGGGGGCUUCGGAGACGACGGCUCCCUGAAAGACAUCCAGACGGAGUUUGACGUGAAGGUGGACGAGACGUCUAUCAACCCCAGCGUCCAUAUCUUUGAGAAGAUGAUCAGCGGCAUGUAUUUGGGAGAAAUCGUUCGGCUGCUGCUGGUGAGGCUGGCGGAGGACAACCUGCUGUUUAGGGGACGGACAUGGCAGGCGCUGCGGACCCCGUUUACAUUUGAGACCAAGUUCAUCUCUGAGAUUGAGGAGCAGGACGACGGUCUGGUAAACACCCGGAGGAUUCUGACCGAGUUGGGAUUGGAAAGGGAACUGGUCGACUGCGCCGUCGUACGUCUGGUCUGCGAAACCAUCUCCUCUCGCGCCGCCGAUCUCUGUGCCGCUGCCCUGGCAACCAUCGUUAACCGUAUCCGUACCAACCGCGGGCUGAGCCAUCUGAACACCACCGUGGGGGUGGACGGGACAGUCUACAGAAGACACCCCAAGCUCAGCAGUAGGCUCCAGGAGAAGGUGGUCGAGCUCGCCCCGAUGUGUGACAUCACCUUCUUCGACACGGACGACGCCAGCGGGAAGGGCGCUGCCAUGGCGGCGGCCGUGGUUCAGCGGCUGGCUCGCCAGUGAAUUCCUGACUCCACUCCAACAUAACUAAUAGCAUAAUAAGUUAAGUCAUAGAAUAAAAGUUACGUUUAAAACAUGAAUAAAUAAUAAGCUAGAGCUAAAAGAUAUACCACCAAGACUACCUCCUACUCAUAAAUAAAAUAAAAAAAAUGUACUGUUACAAACUCAACUUGAUUGGCAUUUAAACAUUAAAGGUUCCCUGUGGAGUUUUAGACCUCUACGGUGCGGUUUUUCAAAAAGUCAACAUUUGGGCAACGCUCAUUGGUUGAAAGUGUCAUUGGUCAUUUUCACAUAGCCUUCAUACCUAAACUAUACUGAACAAAUCUAAACUAUACUUGGAUUUUUACAUUUACAAUUAUUUUUGCAUAAAUGUAAUGAAGUACUUUGAUUUCUUAGCCUUCACGCUUCAAAAAGUCGGUCUCUUGCUCUUUUUCAAUCUCCUUUUUCUUUUUCUGGGCGAAGAAGAAG